AACCAACACGAAAGAAAGAGAGAGAGAGAGACACCUGAGGCGCUGAAGAUUCCACUUACACUCAAAACUCUAGCUUAGAAGCAGAAUAUCACAAGUUACCCAUCAAAUAAGAGAAUAUAACGCGUGAAAAUGAUGAAUCAGAUCGAGCUUUCCGUUCCAUAUGAUAAUGGAUAUGAACCGGACGACUACAUGAUGCAGGAGGAUGAAUGGGACCGGGAUUUAUUACUGGAUCCAGCAUGGGAAAAACAGCAACGGAAGACGUUCACGGCCUGGUGUAACUCUCACCUGAGGAAAGCUGGGACACAGAUUGAGAACAUAGAGGAAGACUUCAGGAAUGGCCUCAAACUAAUGCUGCUGCUUGAAGUCAUCUCAGGUGAGAGGUUACCCAAGCCUGACAGAGGAAAGAUGCGUUUUCACAAGAUAGCCAAUGUCAACAAAGCCCUUGAUUUCAUCACCAGUAAAGGAGUGAAACUGGUCUCCAUUGGAGCUGAAGAAAUUGUGGAUGGAAAUGUGAAAAUGACUCUUGGAAUGAUCUGGACUAUCAUCCUUCGCUUUGCCAUUCAGGAUAUCUCUGUUGAAGAGACUUCGGCUAAAGAAGGGCUUCUGCUGUGGUGUCAGAGGAAGACUGCACCUUACAGGAAUGUCAAUAUUCAAAACUUUCAUGUCAGCUGGAAGGAUGGCUUGGCGCUGUGCGCUCUCAUCCACAGGCACAGGCCUGACCUCAUUGACUACGCUAAACUCAACAAGGAUGAUCCAUUGGGUAAUCUGAAUCUGGCAUUUGACAUUGCUGAAAAACAUCUGGACAUCCCCAAAAUGCUGGAUGCAGAGGACAUCCUGAACACCCCAAAGCCCGAUGAGAGAGCUAUUAUGACAUAUGUGUCCUGCUUCUACCAUGCCUUUGCUGGAGCUGAACAGGCUGAAACUGCUUUUAACAGGAUCUGUAAGGUGCUGGGAGUGAAUCAGGAAAAUGAGAAGUUGAUGGUGGAUUAUGAAAGACUGGCUAGUGAGCUGUUGGAGUGGAUCAGACGUACCAUUCCCUGGCUGGAGAAUCGUGUGCCGGAGAAGACUAUGACGGAGAUGCAGCGGAAGCUGGAGGAUUUCCGAGAUUACCGCAGGAUGCACAAACCUCCCAAAGUGCAGGAGAAGUGUCAGCUGGAGAUCAGUUUCAACACCCUGCAGACUAAACUCCGCAUCAGCAACCGACCCGCAUUUAUGCCCUCUGAGGGCAAGAUGGUUUCGGACAUAGCAAGUGCAUGGCAGGGACUGGACCAGGCUGAGAAGGGAUAUGAGGAAUGGCUGCUGACGGAAAUCAGGAGACUGGAAAGAUUGGACCACCUAGCAGAGAAAUUUAGACAGAAAGCUAGCAACCAUGAGACCUGGGCUGCAGGUAAGGAGGAGAUGCUGACCCGGAAGGACUACGAGUCAGCAUCUUUAAUGGAGGUCCGAACUUUGCUGAGGAAACACGAGGCAUUUGAGAGUGACCUUUCUGCCCACCAGGACAGAGUCGAGCAGAUUGCUGCUAUUGCUCAGGAGCUCGAUGAGCUGGAAUAUCAUGAUGUUGCAUCAGUGAAUCAAAGGUGUCAAAGUAUCUGUGACCUCUGGGACAAACUGGGUACACUCACUCAGAAACGCAGAGAGGCUUUGGAGAGGACAGAGAAACUUUUGGAGACGGUGGAGCAGUUGUUUCUGGAAUACGCAAAGAGAUCUGCUCCCUUUAAUAACUGGAUGGAGGGAGCCAUGGAAGACUUACAGGAUAUGUUCAUAGUGCACACCAUUGAAGAGGUCCAGACUCUGAUAGCAGCUCACGAGCAGUUUAAGGCCACACUUCCUGAGGCGGAUGCAGAAAGGCAGUCGAUCCUUGGCAUUCAGCAGGAAGUCCUGAAGAUCUUCCAGAAUUAUGGCAUUCGUGGAGACCUCACCAACCCCUACAGCACCAUCACUACAGAAGAGAUUGCCAUCAAGUGGGACAAGGUGAAGAAGCUGGUUCCCCAGCGUGACAGUGCACUGCAGGAGGAGUUAGCACGACAGCAUGCCAACGAAAGGCUCAGACGCCAGUUUGCUGCCCAAGCCCACCUCAUCGGACCCUGGAUACAGACCAGGAUGGAGGAAAUUGGUCAUUGUUCUAUGGCUGUGGGUGGUACUCUUGAGGAUCAGAUGACGCAGCUGAAGCAGUAUGAGCAUGUGAUCGUCAGCUAUAAACCCAACAUUGAUAGGCUGGAGGGAGAUCACCAACUCAUCCAGGAGUCACUUAUCUUUGACAACAAACAUACUAACUACACUAUGGAGCAUAUUCGUGUUGGCUGGGAGCUCCUUUUGACUACGAUUGCUCGCACUAUUAAUGAAAUUGAGAAUCAAAUUCUGACACGUGAUGCAAAGGGCAUCAGCCAGGAGCAGAUGAAUGAAUUCCGAUCCUCUUUCAACCAUUUUGAUCGGAAGAAGAAUGGGGCGAUGGAUUCUGAUGACUUUAGAGCCUGUCUGAUCUCGAUGGGUUAUGAUCUGGGUGAGGUGGAGUUUGCCCGGAUCAUGAUGCUGGUUGAUCCAAACACUUCAGGCGUUGUGUCAUUCCAGUCUUUUAUUGACUUCAUGACAAGAGAGACAUCGGACACAGACACAGCUGAACAGGUCAUCGCUUCCUUCAGGAUCCUCUCUGCAGACAAGCCAUAUAUUUUGGCAGAUGAGUUGAGGCGAGAGCUUCCUCCAGACCAGGCAGAGUACUGCAUCAGCAGGAUGCCCACAUACACCGGCCCCGGCGCCCUGCCUGGAGCCCUGGACUACACUGCCUUCUCCACUGCCCUCUACGGCGAAAGUGACCUUUAACUCUCUCAACAGCUCUGACCUUUUUCAAUCCCAUCACACUUGUAAACCAAAUAAAAUAUUUGUCCAUCAGCCUCAAGAAAUUAAAAUGUGGCAAAUAAACACAAUGAGCACAGCUUAAUUUUUUAGUCUCAGUUGAUGGAUGUUUCUAAAGGGAUUGAUAUGAAAUGUUUAAGUCAAUACACAUGCAAUGUAGUCUGGAAAUGAAAAGAAUGCAAUUUAGAACGUAAAAAGAACAUUUAACUGUAACAGUCCAAAUUAGUUGUGAAUUUUCGAUUCACUUUCUCAUGAAUUGUUGAAUCCAUGGCAUGGGAAACUAUUUUACUGUCUUUCAUGUAGGCUAUGUAUAAUAGA
This is a messenger RNA of Carassius carassius (crucian carp), 3168 nucleotides long. It is a transcript of the gene actn2b, whose product is annotated as actinin, alpha 2b. The record is from RefSeq and is a predicted model, not a curated record. Gene Ontology annotation, molecular function: calcium ion binding; actin filament binding. Bases 130 to 2817 code for a protein of 895 amino acids. Gene Ontology annotation, biological process: muscle cell development; actin cytoskeleton organization. Lineage: Eukaryota; Metazoa; Chordata; Actinopteri; Cypriniformes; Cyprinidae. The transcript has 21 exons. Gene Ontology annotation, cellular component: Z disc; plasma membrane; cell junction.